AUGUCAAAUUCAGAGUUAGAGGAUAAGAAGCUAAUCAAAGCACUACGUGCGGAGCUAGAAGAUGCUAACAAGCAGAUAAGGGAGCUCAAACUUGACCUUGCAGCCAAAUCAAUGGAGAAUGGAGGCCAUACUAAGGAACAGUUCUGGAAAUUAGUUGUCAGGCAUGAGAACGACCUACUAAAUUUCGACCAAGAGAAGUCACAGAUGAUCAAACGUGAGACUGAACUUAUUGAACAGCUUAAUACUUUGAAAGCUGAGAUCGAGGCUAGAGGAGAUUUUCAGUACAAAAUUCCACCUCCAGACCCAACGCUGGUGGCACAGCAUAAGUACGAGGUCCUUUCACUGAGCUACGAGAAAUUGGAGCAGGAAAAUGCUAAGCUGAAGAAAGACCUCGACGAAGCCAACACCAAGCUUGAAGAGAUUGACAAGAAAGUCACACAGGAAGUGGUUGAUGUUGAGGUCAUUAAGGAAGCUCUAGAGAUCAUCAAGAAUAAGAAGAAAUACCCCCUGUAA
This is a messenger RNA of Moneuplotes crassus, 513 nucleotides long. Lineage: Eukaryota; Ciliophora; Spirotrichea; Euplotida; Euplotidae. The record is from the annotation of a GenBank genome assembly.